GCUAUACCUCCCAGCCGUUUGGCGGUUUUUUGGUGGGACCAUCUGGCAACACUUCUGUUUGCAAGUGUGCGAAUUUCCGAUCUUUGCGAUUGGUACCAAACUUUAUUCCGCGCACUGCCUGUAUGGUUAUUCAUUUGUGAUCCAGGGAACAAAACGAUCAACAUGUCUUCUAGGGUUGCCGUGGUUACGGGAGGCAACAAAGGCAUUGGUUUCUGCAUUGUGAAGUUCCUUUGCCAGAAGUUCGAUGGAGACGUUUACUUGACAGCCAGAGACGAGAAACGGGGGAAUGCUGCUGUAGCGGAGCUGAACAAGAUGCUGCUUCAUCCGAAGUUCCAUCAGCUUGACAUUGAUGACCUGGAAAGCAUCCGUAAAUUUCGUGACCACCUGAAGCAGAACUACGAAGGACUCGACGUGCUGGUCAACAAUGCUGGAAUUGCUUACAAACAUAACUCCACGGCGCCCUUUGCUGAGCAGGCUGAGGUUACCGUGAAGACAAACUUCUUCAGCACGCUCAGCGUGUGCAAGGAGCUGUUUCCGCUGCUGCGCCCUCAUGCCAGGGUGGUAAAUGUGAGCAGCAUGUGCGGCAUGUUGAAGGUCAUCCCGGGACAAGAACUGAGGGACAAGCUCAACAAUCCCAACAUUACCUUAGAGGAGCUUGUGGAACUCAUGAAGAAGUUUGUUCAGGACUCCAAGGACGGUGUGAAUGUCGAGAAUGGCUGGGGACAAUCUGCCUACAAUGUAUCCAAGGUCGGCGUCACUGUACUCAGCUUCAUUCAGCAGCGAGAGUUUGACAAAGACUCCCGCUCGGAUCUGGUCGUCAACGCAGUGCAUCCGGGAUACGUGGACACUGACAUGACUAGCCACAGAGGUCCUCUGACACCCGAUCAAGGAGCGGAUGCCCCGACCUACCUGGCCCUGCUCCCACCCAACGUCAAAUCUCCCAGGGGAGAGUUUGUCUGGAACGAUCGCAAGGUUGUGCCUUGGAACGGAGAUUGAGGUCCAGCUCCAGAAUCAGGCCCCUUGGACCUGAUGUGCACCCUGAGCAAAGUGCAGCUGAUGUUGGGCAGUCCUCCCACUUUUUGGUUGUUUCCAAGUUAUUGUCAUAUUUUUCAUUACGUGUCACAAUAAACACAAUUUUUAUAGUGAUCCUCAA
This is a messenger RNA of Ixodes scapularis (black-legged tick), 1153 nucleotides long. RefSeq names its product carbonyl reductase [NADPH] 1. NCBI's taxonomy places the organism in Eukaryota, Metazoa, Arthropoda, Arachnida, Ixodida, Ixodidae. Bases 163 to 996 code for a protein of 277 amino acids. The transcript is spliced from 8 exons. Gene Ontology annotation, molecular function: carbonyl reductase (NADPH) activity. The record is from RefSeq and is a predicted model, not a curated record.